CUGCAAUAAAGUGAAUUUGAAAUAGUGUGAAGUCAUUUUCGCAUCGUCCAUUUCCAAUACCAUGUCCGAGGCCGCUGUCGAACAGAAGUUGCGCGUGCUCCUCGAGCGGUACGAGUCGCUUACGGCGAUCCUCGUCUCGACGUCCGAAGGCGUCCCGCUCCUGCGCGUUGAGCCGGAGGGUGAAGCCGACCAUCCGCUUGAAGAUGCUGAGACGGUGCUUCCGAGCGUAUUCGCUGCCGCUGCUGAGCAGGCGGGGAAGCUCCAGUUUGGCGCAAUGAAGUCCGUCACGUGUUUUUUCGACGACACAGUGCUCAUCCAUCUGAACCACCUUCCGCUCGUGACGACGCUCAUUGCCCAAGACACGGCGACCGUCGGUGCGUUUCUCGACUUGGCGGACGACCUUCAAGUGCUUUUGACACCGCUGAAGAAGGCAGUCGAGGCCUCCGAGGGCCAUUAA
This is a messenger RNA of Saprolegnia parasitica CBS 223.65, 457 nucleotides long. RefSeq lists its product as hypothetical. The record is from RefSeq and is a predicted model, not a curated record. The transcript has 5 exons. Gene Ontology annotation, cellular component: Ragulator complex. The coding region runs from base 62 to 457 and encodes 131 amino acids. Gene Ontology annotation, biological process: positive regulation of TOR signaling; cellular response to amino acid stimulus. Lineage: Eukaryota; Oomycota; Saprolegniomycetes; Saprolegniales; Saprolegniaceae.